Molecule: messenger RNA, 2688 nt
Organism: Paramecium primaurelia
Lineage: Eukaryota; Ciliophora; Oligohymenophorea; Peniculida; Parameciidae
Source: the annotation of a GenBank genome assembly
AUGGAUCAAAAUGAAUAAAAAGAAUAUAUAUUCAAAGAUAUCUGUCUUUCAUCUAUAUUCUGCAAAGAUAACUCUUGCUAAUUAGAUCAUUCUAGAAUAUUUGUGGGAGUUUGCAUUGAUUAUUUAAGAGAUGAAUAAUAAUAUUAUAAUGAUGGAGGAGAUGAUUUUUCAUAAUCGAAAUGCAAGAACAAGAAUUGUAACUUAUGGCACUUUAACUCAGAAAAGUUUAAUGAUUAAGUGUCUAAAAAACCAAUAAACGGUAUAUAUCCUCAUAAUCUAUGUCCUAAAAGUUGUAAAUCUGAAGAUUGUAAGUAUUUACAUAGAGAAUGGGCUCAAAAAGUGUGUUUUGAUUAUAUUCUCAAAGUUUGUAGAAAAGCUAAAUGUGAUUUUAAUCAUGUGCGUUGGGAGGCAGAUUUCUUUAAAGAAGAAGCUAAAUCUUGCUCAAUAAUUAAGGAUACUACUCCAGAAGAUUAGUGUGAAAAAGAAAAAUGUAAUUGUGGAAAACAUCCUGUUUGGUUAAAAGAUUAUUGUGUAAGAUAUUUGAAGGGAAUAUGUCCAAAUAAAAAAUGCUUAAAAAAUCAUACUGAUUGGGAAAAGAUUAACAAUCGAAUCAACUAAACGAAUGCUGUAAAAUCAUGUAUUGUUAUUGCAAAAGAAAGAAAAAAAUUAACUCAAGAUAUUCCAAGUUUCAAUGAAAUAGUAUUAUUGUGCCAAGAAUCAGAGUUUAAUCAUUAUAAAAAAUGGUUUUAAGAAUAAAAUAUUAUUGAUGUUGUAUUUAUUAUGGAUUUAACUGGGUCUAUGAAACCUUGGAAAGAGAUUAUGCAAAAAACUAUAGCUAAAAUUAUAGAUUCAUUUUUAAAUUCAAUUAAUGGAUAUCAAGUUAGAGUUGCUUUUGUAGGUUAUAGAGAUAUAUGUGAUGGGGAUGAUAAGUUAGUUUAUUUUAGUUUUACAAAAAAAAUUAAUGAAAUUCAGAAUUUUAUAUAAAAAAUAGAAGUGAAAGGAGGUGGAGAUGAAGCAGAGGAUGUAGUCUCUGCAUUUGAAUAAGCUUUAAAACUUAAUUUUUCUCAUCAUUAAGACAGUUUACUAUGUACAUUUUUACUUGCUGAUGCUCCUUGUCAUGGAAGAGAUUAUCAUAAUAUUCAAUCUGAUGAUUUAAUUGAUAAAAUGCCUAAGAAUUAUUUUGAAAAUGUUUUGGAGAAAUAUAAAUAAAUAAAAAAGAAUAAUUUUUUAUGUUGUGUUAAAAUCAAUAAUAGAACAGAUAUUAUGUUUGAGAAAAUGAAAGCAAUAAUUCCAUUGUUGACAAUAACAACAGAAAAAAAACCUGAAGAAUUAGUAGAUGUAGUUGGAUUUACAUUAAGAAUGUCUGUAACAGAAUCCAAAAAGUUAAAAUCUUAAAUUAAUGAUAAAUUCUAAUAUUUUAAAGCAGAUUUUGAAAAACUUAAAUUAGAUACUAUAGUUACUGAAUAUGAGGAUGAAAAUUAUUGGAAAGCAUAUCAUGAAAUGAUUGAUUCAUUGAAAAGAAAAGGUUAAACAGGUUUAAAAAUAUCAAUUGAUAUUAAUGAAUUAAAUAAAGAAAAAGAUAAUUCUUCUACAUAUAUAUUUAAGGCCUUUGAUGCUAUCAAUAAUAGGGAAGUUAUUCUUAAAAUUCCAAAAAAAAUAGUUGACAAUAAAGGUCCAAUUAGUAAUGAAGAUAUCAAAGAGGCUGAAGAAAUUGCAUAGGUAAGAUUUUACUCAUCUUGCUAUGCUUGUUAAAUGGCAUAUUUUUUUAAUUAAAGAUUAAAAGAUUAUAAACUAUUAAAUGAAAUGCAACCUCUCUUUUAUGCUCACCCAAUAUUGUACAAAUUAGAUACACCAUUCUAUGGAAUGAAAACGAUUUAUGGUGAAACCUUUAUACAGAUUAAAUAUAAAUUUGAAAAGUAUACUACAAAUAGUGUAUAUUCUGAUAAAAAUAAAUAUUUUUAUUCAGCAUUUAGUCAUUUUUCAUUUCAAGCUAGUUAAAAAAAUUUAGUCAUUAUGGAUUUACAAGGAUGUAAUAAUAUCCUAGCAGAUCCUUCAAUCUAAACCGAUUAGAAUUGGAAUUCAAUUUUAGAUAAAGAUGAUACUAAUAGAAAAAAUAAAGGAAUUGAAGAUUUUAUAUCAAUUUAACAUAAAGAAUGCAGUUAAUUAUGUAAAAAAUUAUAACUCUAAUAAAUUAAUUAAAAUUCUUAAAUUAAUCCUAAUAGUUGUCCUCAAGAAUUAUUAAAAAAUAUUUAUGGAAUAUGUUAUGAUUGUGAUGAAUUUGUUAAUUUAGAAGUGGAACCACUUGAAAAUGAAAAGAAUAAGAAAUAUAAAUUUAAUUGUCAGUUUUGCUUAACUGAGUCUUAAAAUAUAUUAAAUUCAGAAUGCAAAUGUUGUCACUAUAUAUACUAAACUCCUAUUAAUAAAGAAAUUAAAUAAUAGACAAAUUUGGGUUUAUGUCAAGAUUGUAAAAAUAAAUGUAUAAAUCAGGCUAAUAAAUGUCUUUAUUGUAAGAGAAGUUGUCAAAAAAUACUGAAAGAGAUAACUAUUAAUAAUUCACCUUAUUAUUUAUGUGAAAAUGCCUUAGAAUAUCUCUAAGCAUUUUAAUGUAAUAAAUGCAAUAAACCAUAUAAAAGAAAUUGUAUUAUUUCUAUUGAAGAUUAUGAUAAGAAAUCAUUUUCUUGUUGUUGA